AUCCUGCUACCAACGGCCCGGGCGCCAUUGGCCCGGCGACGAGAGAAAGAGGGGCUUGUCUAGCGGGGUUGGGGGCCGUGGCCACCGCGGAACGGGGCUCCCCGCUGCUGCGGGGUGAUCGGCGUCGCAGCAGCCAACAUGCACCCCGAGCCCGCGGAGCCCACGGUGGACCCGGCGGCGCAGCAGGAGCCCGGCGUGGAGGAGUCCGCGGGUGACCACGGGAACGCGGGCCAGGGGGGCCGCAAGGAAGAAAUUAAUGAUCCUAAGGAAAUGUGUGUGGGUCCUUCUGACACCUCCUACCAAAGCCAGAGGAAACAGAGUGGGGAUAGCGGGUCAGAUGGUCACUUAGUGCACCCAAGAGGUGACAGGGAAGAUCAGGGCCCCAGAAUGACUAAAAGUUUUCUGCAAAAACUCUGCAAGCAGCACAAGCUGUAUGUUACCCCGGCAUUGAAUGAUACGCUGUAUCUGCACUUUAAAGGCUUCGAUCGCAUCGAGAACUUGGAGGAGUACACAGGGCUGCGCUGUCUGUGGUUGGAGAGCAAUGGAAUACAGAAAAUUGAGAACCUGGAGGCCCAAACCGAACUGCGGUGCCUCUUCUUGCAAGUCAACUUGCUUCAUAAGAUUGAGAACCUGGAGCCUCUACAGAAAUUGGAUGCUCUUAACCUCAGCAACAAUUACAUCAAGACCAUCGAAAACCUCUCCUGCCUGCCUGUGCUGAACACCCUGCAGAUGGCCCACAAUCACCUGGAGACGGUGGGCGACAUCCAGCAUCUGAAGGAGUGCCUGAGCCUCUGUGUCCUUGACCUUUCCCACAACAAGCUGAGUGACCCUGAGAUCCUGAGCGUUCUGGAGCACAUGCCCGCCCUGCGUGUACUGAAUUUGAUGGGAAACCCGGUUAUUAGGCACAUUCCUAAUUAUCGAAGGACAGUCACUAUUCGGCUAAAACACUUAACAUACCUGGAUGACAGACCGGUUUUUCCAAAGGACAGGGCUUGUGCGGAGGCCUGGGCUAGGGGAGGGUACGCCGCUGAGAAGGAGGAGAGACAGCAGUGGGACAGCAGAGAGCGGAAGAAGAUCGCGGACAGCAUUGAGGCCUUGGCGCUGAUCAAGCGGCGGGAGGAGGAGAGAAGGCAGGGGAGCCGAGAGGCAGGGGCGAUGCCACCGCCCAACGACAGGGAGAACUCGCCUGGCAGCGGGGACAGCAAGGACGAGCCUCCCGGGGAUGGCGAAAUGAGGCAGAAAAUGGAGCUGUUUGUUCAGGAAAGCUUCGAGGCCAAGGACGAGCUGUUCCCAGACACGCCCCGCGGAGAAGAUGGGCUGCCCCCAGAGGUCAACGGGGAGACUGAAGAGCAGGAGCCGGAAGGGACCGUCCCAGCCGAGGCCCUGCCACCGCCACCCCUGGCAGCUGCCCGGGAAGAAUCGACUCCCCAGCUUGUGGCCACUGAGGGCGUAGCGGUUACUGAACUCGAUGGAGCUGACACUGAAGACUCAGAAACCGUGAAACCGGAGACAAAGGAGACGUUCUUCAUCGAUGACCUACCUGACCUGGAAGAUGUUGAUACAGGCGAAUCUUUGGACGAUCAGUUUAAGAAAAUGUGCUUUCCGAAGAUUGAGGCCAUCUCGAGCUUGAGUGACGACAGUGACCCUGAACUGGACUACACGUCACUCCCCGUGCUGGAAAACACGUCCACAGACGCCCUUUCAAAUAUAUUUGCUGUCUCGAAAGACAUCUCAAAGGCGGCUCAGGGGCCCUUCACAGACAUAUUUAAAAUAGAGGCAAAGAGGGACGUGGAAACUCAAACACAAGACACCAAGUCCCCGAGACCACUGAUUGAGGAGCUCAGUGACGAGGACCCCUCAGGCCAACCAUCGACAUCCGCUACCUGCUGCAAAGGAGAUGCUGCGUCACUCCCUUCCAGUGGAGACGAGGACACUGGGCUCCCCGAAGCCUCUGCACCAGGAAACAGCACCGAACAGAAUGAAGCGCAUUCGGAGCCUGGGGUGGGGGUGAGCCAGGAGGACACUGAGUUUGGCUUGGACUGAACCCCAAGGCGGCCCCUCUGCCCCUGGACUAACAGUGACAGGGAGCGGGCGCAGGUCACCCCUUCGGCUGGCUCUCCUGCGUCCUGAGCGUGGCAGUGACUGGAGAGCGCCCUCCGGGGCCUUCACCGGACACCUGCCCAAGCCACCUGCUCACCCCUUCUCCCCCAGAGUCCGCACGUGAGGGGCCACACUGCGUUCCUCGUAUCCAGCGUGUCACACCACUUCCCCCAUUAUUUGUAGCAUAAGUAGCAUAAUUAUAAAUGUCUCUUUUUGAGCAUGAUAAACAUGUUGACAUCCA
Messenger RNA from Lemur catta (Ring-tailed lemur), 2341 nucleotides. It is a transcript of the gene DNAAF1, whose product is annotated as dynein axonemal assembly factor 1. Gene Ontology annotation, cellular component: axoneme. NCBI's taxonomy places the organism in Eukaryota, Metazoa, Chordata, Mammalia, Primates, Lemuridae. The transcript has 12 exons. Bases 139 to 2043 code for a protein of 634 amino acids. Gene Ontology annotation, biological process: cilium assembly. Gene Ontology annotation, molecular function: protein binding; dynein complex binding. The record is from RefSeq and is a predicted model, not a curated record.